Lolium perenne is the source of this 2211-nucleotide messenger RNA. RefSeq lists its product as uncharacterized. Lineage: Eukaryota; Viridiplantae; Streptophyta; Magnoliopsida; Poales; Poaceae. Gene Ontology annotation, molecular function: ubiquitin-like protein peptidase activity. The record is from RefSeq and is a predicted model, not a curated record.
UGGGCCUUUUCCACAGGCCACCCCUCUUCCGUUCUUGCUCUUGCUUUCACCCCUAAAAUCCCCAACAUCCAAUCCAAAAUUUGGAUUCUUGGAACAGUACUUCCCGGCCGCCGCUGUUGCUACCGCCGCCGCCGCCGGUACGUGUCUGUGCGCCCCUCCCCCUCCCCUCGCCGAGCCUCCGUCCUCCUUUCCCCCCACGAGUGGUUAGCGCCCCGAUUCCGAUCCCGUUCCCUCCUCUCAGCGCAGGCCCAACACCGGAGCAACCCGACGCACUCCACCUCCGCCUCCAUCUUCUCCGGCUGGUGCGCAAUCAGCUCUGGGUCGGUGGCUAGCACUAUUUAUCUAUCGGAUUCGCAUCCUAGCUCUGUCCAUAUCCAAACCUAGCCUUCUGCCUCUUUCGCGCUGCAGGAAUAAUAACAAAUUUCAUAUGCGGAGAUGAUCUCGUCGUGCCCCAUCUGCGGUAACCAGGUCCUUACGGUCGAGCUGGAACGGCAUGCGAAUAGCCACUUCGAGGAUGAUGAGGUUCAGAGGGACAUGGAGUUGGCGAAGCUGGCUGCGGUUGCAGAAUUGAGUACUAGUGUCACGGAUGUACCUGAACCUAGUACGAGACCAGUCCCGAAAGAUGAUUCUGUUGCUCAAGUGGCCUCAUCAAGCAUCAUCAGAGGCUCGUCUCCUUAUGGAAAUGCGAUGAAUGAACAGAUUUCCUUGUUGGUUGGAGCACAGAUCAGAAGCGAGAUUCAACAAAUUCAAGGUGGUGUUAUGAACCUGUUGAGGAGCUGCCUUGAAUCUGAAGGUAGCUCGUCAACAAGUAUAAUAUCGGGCUCUGUUGACCAUCAUCAGAGUCUUUCGUCGGAAGACAAGGGAUGGGGAUGUGGGUGGAGAAAUAUCCAGAUGCUGAGCUCUCAUCUGCUGAGGCAGAGGCUGGAAACAAGGGAGGUUCUGUUUGGUGGCUGUGGAUUUGUGCCUGACAUCCCUUCGCUUCAGAGGUGGCUCGAGAUUGCCUGGGAUAAAGGUUUCGAUACUGUUGGUUCGAGUUAUUUCGAUAGCAAGAUUUAUGGUGUGAAGAAGUGGAUUGGAACGACGGAAUGUGUUACGGUCCUACGCUCUUUUGGUCUGCGUGCAAGGAUUGUAGAUUUUGAUAGCACGGAAUCAGCGAGCCUGCAGGGUAAGAGCGGGAAACGGGUACGCGGGCCCAUGGAUAAGUAUUUGGUCAAGACUAAUUCUUGUCCAAAUUCAUCGUCUGGUGAACUUAGUCAAGAAGAUGCUGAAAACAUGAGAGGCCAGCAGGUCCUCGUUGACUGGGUAUGGAACUACUUCAAAAGCAACUCUUCUGGUGCAUUCAACAAUGCAAAGAAUGUCAUGAUCAGUGAUAAAACCCCAUUGUAUUUUCAACAUCAGGGUCAUUCAAGGACUAUAGUUGGGAUUCAAAAGCAAAAGGGUAAUCGUGGAUCUCAAGACCGAUAUAACCUUUUGGUUUUAGACCCUGGACAUAGAACAGCUGAUUUAGAGAGGACCCUUACAAUGAAAAAAGGAUGGCAGAGGCUGGUAAAACGAGGUGUGCACACCCUCAGAAAGCCACAGUAUCAGCUGUGCUAUGUGGAUCCUGGAAUUGCUAGUUUAGAAGAAAUGUCACAGCUCAAGACUAUUGAUAGUAUCCUGAUCAGGUUCUAGAACAGUCGUAAAGUGCGACAGUUGCCGUAACAAAAUCAGUGAUCUACUUGAUUGUGCAUUUGCCCAUGAGUUGUGGUUUUGCCAACUGUGUGUUGUGGAGGUAUCUGCUGCUACUUGCUCUGGUGUGUUCUCGCUCAGAGACAUUUUCUUGUUGCUCCUGAUGCCUCUCUGGUCACCUCCCCGUUGCCUGUAGGCCAACCCUAUAGCCCCCCUCCUGCAUCGGGUGAUUUGGAAAAGCAAAAGAAGACUAUCUUUGAAGAUUGUAGAAGUCUGUCCAAGGUAGAUUGUUUAAAACAACUGGCCCUCGACCAUCGCAAUUUUCGGUGCAGCAUAAAGGGUUCCCUGCCCCCUCUAUAACAAUCCUGUUAUGUCGUGGGGUUGUGCAGUUUGUGCAAGAGUCGCCAUUCAACCUCCCCUGAACUCCCAUCACCUGCUUGUAUCCCUAGCCCAGUUUCUGGGAUGUAACAGUUGACACACUUAUUUUGGUUACCGGCCUGCCAAGCGAUGUAAAAUAUGUCGCAUGCAACAUAAGAAACUUCC